UGUUGUUAUACACGUCAGCCCAUGUUUACUGGCUGUCAGCUGAUUGGUGAGUCCCUCGAGUGCUGAGCGAACAAGAAGUGAAGUAUUAACUUGGACUGUGUAGAAAGAUAUUUUUGAUAACAAUGGUUUACUGAACUCUAUUCUAUAGACAUUGAAAAGUUUUUGAGCAAAAUAAUUAUCUAAUAAAUACUAUAGUGUGACAACAGUAGAGCUACAUUACCUUCAACAUGGAAGCUUUAUACCACCAAACAAACCGUCUUUUGCAAGAGGUGACGUCUAAUGACCUAGCAAAAGUUGAACGGUCACACACCCCAGAGGAAUACAGUGAAGCUGAGGCUCUUGUAGUGCAAAAGUUGGACACAAUUCAUUCUAACUGCAACCGCUUGGAUAUAUUGAUUAACAAGGAACCACCUGCUAGAAGAGUAAAUGCUAAAUAUCGAGUUGAUCAAUUGAAGUAUGAUCUUCAGCAUGUCCAGAACUCUUUUGGAAUGCUUCAGCACCGCAGACAUUUGCGAGCUCGUGAGUUGCAGGAAAGGGAUGCAUUACUUUCUCGUAAAUUUACCACUAAUGACCAACAGGAGACUUCAAUUUUCUUAGACCAUGAACUUCAACACCAUGAUAAACUAGGGGAAGCUGGUCGGAAUGUAGAUGAGCUGCUAGGCGCAGGUACUACAAUCAUUCAGAGUUUGCGUGACCAAGGGUCAACACUAAAGGGUGCUCACAAACGUGUUCUGGACUUUGCCAAUACACUUGGCCUAUCUAAUACUGUGAUGAGAAUGAUAGAGAGGCGGUCUACACAGGAUAAGUACAUCCUUCUGGCUGGAAUGUUUCUUGUGUUGCUUUGUUUAUACUUUGUCUGGAAGUACUUAUGAAAGCAGUUUAGAUAAGUUAUGGCUAUAUAUUUUAAAAAUUUAUACUUUUUAGUUUUAGUUUAGUUUGUUAAAGCUGGUAAUUUCAAGCACAUCACCCUUGCUUGGGUCUUAAAUGAGGUUAAUAAAAAGACUGACUUUACGUGAUAUGAUCCUCAUUCAUUACAUAUAAAACUUGACCUGAUAGUACACUGUUUUCAUUAAAAAAAAUUACAUUGAUUAAUUGCAGAAGAGCCACACUGUGGUGGCAGACUUCAUUUAUUCAUUUUAUUUACAAUAAACCCUUGUAUAACAUGGCAGUGACAUCCCUGGAAUAAAGUACUUUGUAUAAAAUGGUGAUACAUGUGGGUAUAGUAUGGUUAUGUUCUCGGCCAUAACAAGGCAUAUUCUGAUUUUAUCAGAAUAUGCUUUGUGUAUGUCUGAAUAGGCAUAUUCGUACAUAAUUUUUUGCUAUAUGUACAAUAUAGGCAUAUUCUGAUUUUAAAAUACUGCAGUGUGAAUGUGUAUCUGUGUGAGAUUGAGGGCAGGGUAGGGUGUGGGAGGGAGGCAGUGAGAGGGAGGCAGUGAGAGUGGGAGGGAGGUGGGGGAGAGAGGGUUAAUGUAAGAGUGAGUGCACAUACAAGUUAAUUAUCUAGGUUUUGCAACUUCCCUUACCAUUCAUUUGGUGAGUAGUAAUGAGAAGUGUACACAUUUAUAUCAAUUGCUCAAGUUUUACCACCAUAAAAUAUCUUCAUAAAUUAUAUAUAUAUAUUUGUGUGCAUGUGUCUGUGAUUAUUUAAAUGUAGUUGUCCAUGUAAUUUUGUCAUAUGCCCCUUGAAACUUCUGAGGGUUUGGCAUUCUCCACUUCUCACUUAAAUUUUUUUAAUCUACAACUUUUUUUUUUCUUUUCAAAAGAAAACCUUUUCGGCAUUUUUUCGGCCCUUUGUUUUAAUAGCUCGAGUCUGGGGUAUCUUAUUUUUUAAGUUGGUUUGAAAAAUUCCUCCCUGCUAACUUUGUCAUUUUGUCACAAUUUUAAUUCAUUGUGUCGGGGGACAGGCAGCCAGUUCAUACAUACAGUACAUGUUUGUAGGCUUAUAUUGAGUUCCUCCCCAGGUUCGAAUUACCGACCUUUCCCGGAAUGUAACCCCACAAGAAGCUAACUAACUCCUGGGUACUUGUUUAUUGCUAAGUGAAUAGGGGCAUGAGGCAAUAGGGAACACGCCAAAUCAAUUCUGUCCUGCCUGGGAUUCAAACGUGGAAUUCUCAAUAAGGGUCAAGAACGAAUCCAAACUGUACUACCAGGACCCUUUGUAUGUGGUAAUCGUGUCCCCUCAUUUCCUUCUACGUAAUAGCUUUUACAUGUUUAAUACUUCUCGUCUUUCUUCCUCCUUCCAGUUUGUUUGGUCUAGAAGCCAUUUGUUAUGUUGUUGCAACUUUACAAUUUGAUGUGCUUUUUGAGAUACAGUAUGAAUAUUGUAUAAUUGCUGUAUAUUCCAAUUUCACUCUCUCUCUCAAAUGUACAGUAAUGAGCAAUUUACCAUUCAUCCAUGUAUUUAACAAUGAUUCUGAAAUUUACAAGCAUAAUGUAGGGUCUGCCCGUGAUGUGGUCGUCUGGUGACAGUUUAUUAUACAGAACCACCCCUAAAUAUAUGACUGUCAGAGUUCUUUAAUAUGUACUGUAUAUUGUUCAAAUACAAUAAUUAGUAGAUUGCAUGUAGUUUUUUUUUAUGUAUUCAGUAUACGUAUUCCACAUUCCAUUAUGUGGCAUUUAUUCACAUUCAAUACUGUAUUUAUGGGAUUGUAUGAGGAAUUGUAUUUUUUCAAUAAGACUGACAGCCAGACAGAAAAAUUAGGUGUAAACGGCAAAAAUCUCGUGGGGGUACCAGUGGACUGAAAAGGGAGUUAAAGCUAUGGUUCUCUGGGCCCGAGUGUACUUGUGAGCAUACUGUGUGUGUGUCAUAGUAACACAUGCUAUUUAAAUGUUGAGUGGCUAAGUGGAAAAAUUUCUUGUCAAAAUUGUACCAUUACUGUUUGAAUGUGCAUUAUAUAAGGGUCCACUAAACUGUACUUCCCAACCCGUCCUCGACUCGAGUCCAUUACAUCCAGCGAUCGACCCCACACACGCAUUAAUAAAUUUUUAUUUGCUGUUCACUCAAACUGGGAAUUUUCUCAAAUAUAUAUUACUGUAAUAUUAUAAUAGCAUAUUGUGCAUAUAUAUAGGCAUAGGUUAGGUUAGGUGUUGAGGUUCUGUUGACAAUUAUUUGUAUUUGUAGUACAUGGGUGA
Procambarus clarkii (red swamp crayfish) is the source of this 3132-nucleotide messenger RNA. NCBI's taxonomy places the organism in Eukaryota, Metazoa, Arthropoda, Malacostraca, Decapoda, Cambaridae. The record is from RefSeq and is a predicted model, not a curated record.